Molecule: messenger RNA, 548 nt
Organism: Elaeis guineensis (African oil palm)
Lineage: Eukaryota; Viridiplantae; Streptophyta; Magnoliopsida; Arecales; Arecaceae
Product: small ribosomal subunit protein eS27y
Biological process (GO): translation
Cellular component (GO): ribosome
Molecular function (GO): structural constituent of ribosome
Source: RefSeq, a predicted model, not a curated record
UUCCUUUCGACUUCCACGAGAUGGUUCUUCCGAACGACAUCGAUCUCCUGAACCCCCCAGCGGAGCUCGAGAAGAGGAGGCACAAGCUCAAGCGCCUCGUCCAAUCCCCCAACUCCUUCUUCAUGGAUGUCAAGUGCCAAGGAUGCUUCAACAUAACUACUGUGUUUAGCCACUCUCAGACUGUCGUGGUGUGUGGGAACUGCCAGACUGUGUUGUGCCAGCCGACUGGAGGGCGUGCGAGGCUCACUGAGGGAUGUUCUUUCCGGCGGAAAGGAGACUGAGGAUGGUGUUUACUUCCUUUUUUUUUCCUGAUGUGUUUGCGUUCAAUGGAACAAUGAGGUCUACAUAAAUUAAGGUUUAGUUUGUGCUUUUGCUGGCAAAUUAAUUUUGGAAAAUGAAUCGGUUAAGUGAUGGAAGAGUUUGUGUUAUUAGAAUAUGUCAGUGAAUUGGAUAAACUUUCAUCAAGAUUUUCCUGCUAUCUUUUUCUAGCCCAUAUUUGAAUUACCUCGAAUAUGAUUGAGAAAAGGGAUAUUGGUCUUCUGUCAAAA